Messenger RNA from Eucalyptus grandis, 1144 nucleotides. Its product is annotated as eukaryotic translation initiation factor 3 subunit K. Bases 191 to 868 code for a protein of 225 amino acids. Gene Ontology annotation, cellular component: eukaryotic translation initiation factor 3 complex; cytoplasm. The transcript is spliced from 8 exons. The record is from RefSeq and is a predicted model, not a curated record. Lineage: Eukaryota; Viridiplantae; Streptophyta; Magnoliopsida; Myrtales; Myrtaceae. Gene Ontology annotation, biological process: regulation of translational initiation. Gene Ontology annotation, molecular function: translation initiation factor activity; ribosome binding.
GAAGCCGACCCUAAACCCUCUUCCGCUCCUCCUCCUUCCUCUCCCUGCGUUUUCAAUCUCUCUAGCGAGCGACGACGGAGACGACAAGCGACUGAACCAGAUUCGAAAGGGGGUUCCGUCCCAGCAACCCUCCGGUCGGAUUGAAGAGCUCACCGAUCGAACGGUGGUGGUUCGUGGCCGGCAAGAAGAGAUGGGGAGGGAACAGGUCUCGUACACGGUGGAGCAGCUCGUCGCUCUCAACCCCUACAACCCGGACAUGCUUCCGGAUCUCGAGAAUCACGUCAACGAGCAGGUGUCUUCGCAAACCUACAGCUUGGAUGCGAAUCUCUGCCUCCUCCGCCUUUAUCAGUUUGAACCGGAGAAGAUGAGCUCCCAAAUUGUUGCUCGCAUCUUAAUAAAGGCUCUCAUGGCAAUGCCGGCUCCGGAUUUCAGCCUUUGUCUCUUCUUGAUUCCAGAGCGAGUGCAAAUGGAAGAGCCAUUCAAGACUUUGAUUGUCCUCUCACAUUAUUUGGAGACAGGAAGAUUUCGCCAGUUCUGGGAGGAGGCGGCUAAGAGUCGUCAUCUGCUUGAAGUUGUGUCAGGUUUUGAGCAAGCAAUCCAAGCAUAUGCUGUUCACGUAUUGUCAUUGACUUACCAAAGGGUUCCCAGGACCGUGCUUGCAGAGGCUAUCAAUAUAGAAGGUCUAUCACUGGACAAGUUCCUCGAACACCAAGUCGCCAACUCUGGCUGGGCCUUGGAGAAGGGACAGGGGAAAGGUCAACUGAUCCUCAUUCCCCAAAACGAGUUCAAUCAUCCCGAACUGAAGAAAAACGCUGCAGAGAGCAUUCCAUUAGAGCACAUCACCCGCAUCUUCCCCAUCCUCGGUUGAUUCAUCCGACCAAAAGCGGGAAUUCUCGAAAUUUUUGGGUGCUUGCAGAAUGCUUGACGUGAAUCAGCGCACACAAACUUCAUGCACACUAUACUGCUCGGAAAUAUUAAAAUUUUUGGAGAUGUUCAGACUUUGCUAGGUUUCCUGGCUAUGCUUAGGAUUUCUAUUUAUUCUGUUUGUAAACUUCUCAGAGAAGUAACAGGAGCAAUUUGAUGAGUACUUUCAAUAGUGCGCUUGGUAACAUUUCUAUUUUGGAGUACAAUUUCUUUUGAGAAA